CGGACCACUACUCACGUUGAGGGUCAAGUAUUAUAAGGAUGAGCCGAUAGACCCGCCGACAUGUCAAGUUUCUCCAGAUCUGCUCAGCAAUGGGCAACCUUCGCCCGCUCCUGGUUCAUAAUCGAUGCCAAGAUGCAGCCUCCUGGCAAGAUCGCGACCAUGUGUUCUGUUCGAUUACAGGGGAAACACAAACCGAUCUACCAUGCACUCAGUGACUGUGGAGACCAUGUAAUAGUAAUAAACACCAAACACAUAGCGUUCUCUGGAAACAAAUGGGAGCAGAAAGUCUACUCGUCACACACAGGGUACCCAGGUGGAUUCAAACAACUCACAGCUGCCCAGUUGCAUCAAAAAGACCCACAAGCUAUUGUGAAGUUGGCAGUUUACGGGAUGCUGCCUAAGAAUCUACAGCGUCGCACCAUGAUGCAGCGACUACACAUCUAUUCUGAAGAUGAACUGCCAGAGGACAUCCGAGCCAACCUGACGGAGGAGCUGCCUCAGCCCAGAAAGAUCCCCAGGAAACUCAGCGAGUACACCGAGGAGGAGAUCGGCGCCUUCCCCAGGCUGUGGACACCACCUCAAGACUACAAGAUGAAAUGAAAUCAAAGUCGCCCGAUGUGAGCAGAGCUGAAGAUCUUCACAUUAACACCUCACUGGACACAACAAGUUUCCUCACAUUUAUUUAGAAAGGAUAAAUGACCAAAGCAGGAUUCUGAUAGUUAGAUCAGAACAUACAAACAAACUGAUUUUCUCUGUUCAGGUGAAUCAUUACACCCUUUUCUUGGUCUUCAGGCCUGAAUAAUCAGCCGGAGAUUUCCCCGGAUGGCUCUGAUCAGAGAAAGUCAGAUUCUGUGGGUUUUUCUGUGAUUUAUAGAACCAUGAAAUGGAUCCGAUCCUGCUUUUCGAAGGGUUGUGGCUUUAUAAGCAAACCCAAUUAAUGUGUUACCAUGACAACAUUCAGGUCGUCAGUGUGGGUUCAGUAGAAAAUGUGUUUUCGUUUUCAUCAUUGUGCUAUAGAUUUCCAGAUUGUUGUUGCAUAAAUAUUGGUUCUUCUUAUUUGCAUUGUAAAAUAGGCUAAUAAACAAUUUAAAUAACA
Molecule: messenger RNA, 1096 nt
Organism: Limanda limanda (common dab)
Lineage: Eukaryota; Metazoa; Chordata; Actinopteri; Pleuronectiformes; Pleuronectidae
Gene: mrpl13
Product: mitochondrial ribosomal protein L13
Exons: 7
Coding region: 61-600 (179 amino acids)
Biological process (GO): negative regulation of translation; translation
Cellular component (GO): mitochondrial large ribosomal subunit; ribosome
Molecular function (GO): structural constituent of ribosome; mRNA binding
Source: RefSeq, a predicted model, not a curated record